Molecule: messenger RNA, 4740 nt
Organism: Polyodon spathula (Mississippi paddlefish)
Lineage: Eukaryota; Metazoa; Chordata; Actinopteri; Acipenseriformes; Polyodontidae
Product: ADAMTS-like protein 2
Exons: 18
Coding region: 185-3202 (1005 amino acids)
Biological process (GO): extracellular matrix organization
Cellular component (GO): extracellular matrix
Molecular function (GO): metalloendopeptidase activity
Source: RefSeq, a predicted model, not a curated record
UGCUCGGUUCCGCAACUAUAGCACGCCAAUCAAACCUAAAGGGGACCGGCCCAUUUUCUCGUCUCUCAGCCAGCAGGUUGUAAAGUCAUUAUUAAUCCAUCUGGUUUCUUCUCAUUAGACCUGCUUGCCUCCUUUUGCACUCUGGUUGAAAUCUGGGGGAGGCAUCCUUGCGUUCAAGUAAACCAUGUACUGCCUUUGGAACAGAAAAUCUGGCUUCAUUCAAAUGUACUGUGCAUUUUGUCUCUAUGGAGUUUUUGGAAAAGCCGCAAGUGCAAACUUUAAGGACAGUAGUGAGGGGUCAGAGGGGUUCCUGAGCCUCACCGAGGAGGUUGCCAAGUGGUGGGGAGAGUGGAGCUCCUGGUCCACCUGCUCUCGUACCUGUGGAGGGGGUGUCCAGUCCCAGGAACGCCACUGCCUGAAGCAAAGGCUUGUUUCAUCACAACAUGUGAACAGCACUUUAUGCGUUGGCUCAGCAAAGAAAUACCAGCUGUGCCAAAUUCAGGCCUGCCCCAACAAUGGGAUCAGUUUUAAACAACAGCAGUGUUCAUCCUUCAAUGCCAAAGCCUUCAGUAGGAAACAUUUUAACUGGGUACCCCUCUAUCCAGAUGACUAUAUCAACAUAUCGAACAAGCCAUGUGACCUUCAGUGCACCACUAGCAAUGGGGAAAGGCAGCUCCUGGUCCGUGCUCACGAUGGCACCUCCUGCAGGGACAGGACAUUCCAGGGAGUCUGUAUUGAGGGCAAAUGUGAGGUAGUGGGAUGUGACGGGAUGUUGUACUCCAGUAAAACUACAGAUAAGUGUGGAGUGUGUGGAGGGGAUGGCAGAUCAUGCUACCGGAUCUCUGGGUCUUACCGAAAAGGAAUCACACAGUUAGGCUAUCUAUUUAUAACUAACAUCCCUGUUGGAGCAACAGACAUUCAGAUCAUCGAACGACGAAAAACUGAAAAUAUUUUAGCUCUGUCAGAUGAAGCAGGCCAUUUCUUCUUCAAUGGCAACACUGUGAUUGAUAAUCCCAGGAACUUCCGUGUGGCAGGCACAGUAUUUAAAUACCGGAGGCCUUCCAAUUUUUUUACAGAUGGGUUUGAAUACAUAAUCUCGCAAGGACCCACCAACCAAGGUCUGAACGUGAUGUACUAUAACCUGAACGGGAAGAUGCCCCACAUCACUUACGAGUACACUGUGCCCAGCUCUCUGCUGCUCAGGACAGCGCCUCCAGUGAUGGAGAUGGAGCUCUAUGACAGCGUCCCCGAGCCUGGUGUGGAAAACACUGGGGCAGGUGUGGGCCCACAGCCUGAGCAAGACAAGCAAGACCCUAUCCAAGACUUUAAUGGCACAUCAGUGGAGCUCAUGUACGAUGGCAACGAAAUUGACAGCAAUGAGGACUACAAGCAUGGGAAUGACACCCCCCCUCUGACCUCCGAGAGCAACCCCGCCACACACCUGGGGUCUGAAGGGCUGGUGUGGGAGCUGCAGGCCCCCCUGAAUCUCUCCGAUAUCCCCAGCGUUCUCUUCUUCAAGCCUGUGAACAAGCACUUUCAAAAUAGAGCAGGCAACCGGCUGCAAGAUGAGGAUAGACCAUCCAAAUUUGGUCCCGAGUCUAACCGGAUCUAUGGAAAUUCUGCCAACCAGAAUAUCACCCGACGCCCACCCAAGACUCAUUUUAAGAACCUGUUCUUCAGCCUCCUCUCAAAGCCCGGGGGUCUGCAGAGGGCUUGUAAGAACAGUUCAGUGCAGGUCGUGCUGUGCCCUCAGUCUGGGAGCCCUCAGUCACAGCUCAGCCUCCAAAACUCUAGUGCCUUUGUUGACAACAACUUGUCCCUGGAUAUCUACCCCGGGAGUCUCAACUCUGAGCGCCACGCUGGACCUGACGAAAGUGUCUCUUACAGCAUGAUGACAGAACUGGAGCACUCACAACCCAAUUCCUCCCACCAGCUGAACCUGCUCCAUCUCCAUGAUGUGGAGCCCGUUCAGGCUCCUGGUACAGAGAGCAAUGAGUAUGAGGUGGAAUCAGUAGAUCAUGUCAUCAGUCUGGCUGACUUGUACAGAUGGAAGGUAUCUGCGUAUGCACCCUGCAGUUCAACAUGUACUACAGGAGUCACUACUUCCUACGCCAUGUGUGUCCACUAUGAUGGAGUGGAGGUUGAUGAAAGCUAUUGUGAUGCAGUUACGCGACCAGAACCAACUCAUGAAUUCUGUUCAGGGAAAGAAUGUCUACCCAGGUGGGAGACCAGUAGGUGGAGCGAGUGCUCACGGACGUGUGGGGAGGGCUAUCAGUUCCGUACAGUGCGCUGCUGGAAGAUGUUGGCGCCGGGGUUCGACAGCUCUGUGUACGAUGAUCAGUGUGAGGCAGCAGAGCUCCAGAGGCCCAUGGAACGGAAGAUGUGCAGAAACAAGGGCUGUGGGCCACAGUGGGAGAUCUCCGAGUGGUCUGAGUGCUCUGCGAGAUGUGGAGGGAAGGGGGUGGUGAGACGGGAGGUGCGCUGUUCAAUGGAAGCCCGUCUGUGCAAUGAAUCCUCUAAACCGUUGAGUGAGAGGGAGUGUGAUGGCCCGCCUUGCGACAGGAGGUGGACUGUGUCUGACUGGGGACCGUGCUCGGGGCCCUGCGGCGAGGGCCGGAUGAUGAGAUACGUGGUUUGCAAGAACAGCAAUGGGAACGUCAUCUCAGACUUGCAGUGCGAUCUGGAGCUGAAGCCCCUUGCCGUGUACCCCUGCGGGGACAAGAACUGCCCUGCCCACUGGGUGGAGCAAGAGUGGGAGCAGUGCAAUGCCACCUGUGGGCGAGGGGUAAAGACCCGGCAGGUGAUCUGUGUUGGACUGGAGAACGGGGUCUACAAGGAAUAUCCUGAGCAGAGCUGCAGCUCCUCACAGAGACCCGAGGAGGAGACUGUCUGCUUUGAGAGGCCCUGCUCUAAAUGGUUUACCACUUCGUGGUCACAGUGUAGUAAGACAUGUGGGAGUGGGGUGAAAGUGCGGGAGGUCAAGUGUUACCAAGGAGAGGAGGUCGGACACAGCUGUGACCCAGGGACCAAACCAGAGUCCCGGCAGACAUGUGAGAUCCAGCCCUGCCCCACAGAAGCUCCAGAUGAGGUCUGCAAGGACAAAGCUACUGCAAACUGUGCCCUUGUUCUGAAGGUGAAACUCUGCACACACUGGUACUACAGGAAGGCCUGCUGUCAAUCGUGCAAAAACAAGACCCAAUAGGACGAUCAGGGAGACAGAAAACAGCUGGAGAGAGGGAUGUGAGAGCUGUCUCAUAACAGGACAUCUAUACGUAUCAAAUCUAGUAGGUUCUAGACUUGUCUGAAGAAGUAGGCUCUUGAAAAAGGGCCAUAAGGUGUGUAUUUAUACAGGACUGUUACAGGCUGCAGAAGCCCCAUGCAUCUCAGUUUCACAAGUACUUGGUAAAAGCCAGAAAGACCACAGGCAAGGCCUAUAAUUACCUUUGGAGAUUUUUGCCUGUAUUUCUUACUCGUGAUUAUAGAAGUCAUGUUUUUUGUAUUUGAUUUGUACAUAUGUUUGUAUAACCAACCAUUUAUUUUGUAAGAAAUAGAAUAUAAAAUAGACUACUUUGAACAGUAAAUAACAGUAACUUAAAACAAUGUGCGACUCUGCAAUGGGUGAAGGCUUUGACUUUCCUAAAUCUCUUCUACUAAUAAUGAUGUUUCUGGCUUCCUGUUGACCCCAUUUGAAGUCAUCUUUGCAUACCAUUUUGAAAGUUACUGUUUCAGAACUGUCAUGAGGUAGCUGCCAACAUUGUGAAAUGUAUUUUAAUGAGAUGCAAUGGUUGCGUAGCGCUUUAUCAGUGUCAGUGUGUUUUAGGUUAUUUGUGAUAUUCAAAGUAUUUAAGAAUGGCCCCAGAGCUUUCCAGUUGAUCUUGAACAGCACCCCACCUGACACAUAGGGGUUAAUAAAAAUCACCACAACAUAGGAGGGAUUCUAGUCAUCUAUUGCCUACAAUCAAUCAGAUAUUACCUCUGAUAGACCCAUUAAAGAAAUAGAACAAACUUCAUCCACAUCCAAUAUAAUGUCAUUUAUUCAAAUGUUAUGCUCAGGCAAACGGCAGAAUACAAUAAAAAUGAGUUUUUAUUUAUAUUUGGUUUGUCUUUUAUGUUGCUUUAGGUACAGAAGAAGUAGGUUGCCAUCUCUUCUGUAACCAGUAACAUACAGUUUACAUUCUAUAUACUGUUUUCUUCAGCCCUUCAUAUGCCAGUGUUACAAACUGCAUUGUAUUAAAAGUAUGUUUAAUAUCUUAAGUAACAUUACAUAAAAAAAACAUUUACAAAAAUACUGUAUAUUAGAUUCAUAUUAAACUAAUUGUAUUCCACCUGCAUUAACGGGAGAGCAAUGGAAUCAUUUAAAACUGUUCAUUCAUCCCAAUGGUCAAACCUAAAAAAUAACAGAUUGUGAUGCACUUGCAGAUUUUUCCAGCCAUCAAACUUGUUGAAAGCACGGUUCAUGUGUCACCAACUUUGUUUUAAAACUAAGCUGCGCUGAUUCUACAUGACUCACGGUUCACGCUGCUGUAGUUACAUUGUCAGAUCAGUUCCUCUUCCAGAGGUGGCGGCUUCCUUCUCUUUACUCAAUAGUAAACCUCAACUGAAUUAACUUGCAUUUGACAGCUAAAAGUAGCUAACACUAAAGACGCAAUAUAUGCCUAGGUUAUAUAAAAAAAUUGCCAAAUUUUUUUUUUUUUUUUUUUUAAAUGGACAAUUUGCAAUUGGCACAUAACAGAUCUGUAC